GAUACAUUUAAGGAUUGUGGGUUAAUUCAUCCGCCAUAAUAUUUACUUUUCUCGCGCCAUAAUUUUUGCCAUUUUAUUAGCUAAAUCUACAGGUGAUGCAGUGUUUGUGCGUUUUUGCAUAAACAUAUGUAAUCUAGUCAUAAUCAUAUUCAAUUGGGGUAUUGGCAACCAGAAUAGACAUUAUGUUAAUAAUUCCCAGUGAAUGAUUGUCACACUCUCCUACUGUAUGCCUCCUCGAAAUAUUAGCUGCCAGUGCGGUUGUUCGAUGAUUUGCCUCUGCAAGGACAGCAUGAGUAGUUCUGUCACAGCCAUGUGAGUUUAGUGGCGCGAUUCGCAUUUUCAUUUUGGAGGGCUUCAAGGAAGAGCACCCGACCAACCCCAUCCCCACCGGAGCACAAAUACAAAUCCGUAUCUUCGCAUAUCAAGCCUCGUUAUCAACUAUUUUCAACCGUUUGCCAGGCGUUGUCUGGGAUGCCCGGUGACUUCUUGGCGUUUUUUAAUUACCGGUUACUGUAUAACAGUGGUCUCGGAACUGUCACAUAGUCUAGGCUAUCAUAGGAGGCACAUUUGGUCUGUCAUGCAAUGGAGGCUCGGAUUUUUACCCUGUAUUUACUUACCAUCGUCUGCUUGUUUCACGUGUCUCUACAGGGACAGCACCAGCGCAGACUGUACAAGGACCUGAUGCGAAACUACAACCCUCUGGAGCGUCCCGUGUUCAAUGACUCCCACUCGCUCACCGUACACUUCAGCUUCAGCCUCAUGCAGAUCAUGGAUGUGGAUGAGAAGAACCAGGUCCUGACGACCAACAUCUGGUUACAGCUGUACUGGACUGACUACUACCUGCAGUGGAACACCACAGACUACCCUGGAGUUACCAAUGUCAGGUUCCCUGACACCCAGAUAUGGAGGCCUGACAUUCUCCUCUACAACAGCGCUGACGAGAGGUUUGACGCCACCUUCCACACCAACGUCCUAGUCAACUCCACUGGCUACUGCCAGUAUCUCCCCCCAGGAAUCUUCAAGAGCACAUGCUACAUCGACGUGCGCUGGUUUCCCUUCGAUGUCCAGCGCUGUGAUCUCAAGUUUGGCUCGUGGACGUACGGGGGCUGGUCUUUAGACCUGCAGAUGAUAGAGGCGGAUGUGACUGGAUACAUUGCUAAUGGAGAGUGGGACCUUGUGGAGGUCCCCGGACGGAGGAACGAGCGUUUCUAUGACUGCUGUAAGGAGCCUUACCCUGACGUGACCUUCACGGUGGUGAUGCGUAGACGCACCCUCUACUACGGCCUCAACCUGCUCAUCCCCUGUGUCCUCAUCUCCACCCUGGCCCUGCUCGUCUUCCUGCUGCCCGCGGACUCCGGAGAGAAGAUCUCACUGGGUAUUACUGUGCUGCUCUCUCUAACUGUCUUCAUGCUCUUGGUAGCUGAAAUCAUGCCGGCCACCUCCGACUCUGUUCCUCUCAUAGCCCAGUACUUUGCCACCACCAUGGUCAUCGUGGGCCUGUCCGUCAUCGCCACUGUCCUGGUCCUCCAGUACCACCAUCAUGACCCGGACGGAGCCAAAAUGCCAAAGUGGACACGUGUGGUGCUCCUGAACUGGUGCGCCUGGUUCCUGCGUAUGAAGCGGCCCGGCGAGGAGCGUGUGCGUCUGGCCUGCCACAACAAGCACCCGCGCAACAGCCUCUCCAGUGUGGAGCUCAGUAUGAGCCAGGGGACCCUCCAGCCCACCAAUGGCAACAUGCUCUACAUCGGCUUCCGGGGCAUGGAGGGCAUGCACUACACCACCACCCCCGACUCAGGCGUCAUCUGCUCCAGGCUGGUGGGGGCAGGGGACGAGGAGGUGCUGCUACCCGGGGCCGGGCUGCCCAACUUGGGCAGCGUGGCAGGCGGCACCGGGGUGGGGGUGGCGAGCCCCGUGGACUCCGACAUGUCCAAGAUCCUGGAGGAGGUGCGCUACAUCGCCAAGCGCUUCCGGGGCCAGGACGAGGACGAGUCGCUGUGCAAUGAGUGGAAGUUUGCGGCAUCUGUGAUUGACCGGCUGUGCCUGAUGGCGUUCUCUGUGUUCACCAUCCUCUGCACCAUCGGCAUCCUCAUGUCAGCGCCAAACUUCGUGGAGGCCAUCUCCAAAGACUUCUUCACCUGAGCGGGCUGUGUUGUGUUGGAGGAUGGGAGGGAUGGAGUCACUUGUGUGUGUGUGUGUGUGUGUGUGUGUGUGUGUGUGUGUGUGUGUGUGUGUGUGUGUGUGUGUGUGUGUGUGUGUGUGUGUGUGUGAGGGAGGGGGUGGGGGUGUACAUAUAUGCGCACACACAAGCACACACGCGUACAGUCACACACACACACACACACACACACACACACACACACACACACACACACACACACACACACACACACACAUUCCCACCUGCACUCACACACAUGUAUUGUAUACUGUUUAUAUCCCAAACACAUCUUUACCUAUGACUUAUAUAAGCUGACUACCCCACUCUUCAGUAUUUUCACAUUUUUCACAUACGUUACUGUAUUUAGAGUGGCUAUUAUAAUGGCACAACUUAUAGCAAUACAAAUGUGUUCAUCCUAUGUGGUGUGAAUCUGUGAUCAAUUGAGGUCUUCAUCAACAAUGACUGUGUAUAUAUUAAGUAGCACAUUGGGGAUGUUCCAGAAAGCAGGAUCAUUGAGUUAACCAGCUAGCUAACUGAAAUCCAUAUUUUUGAGAAAUAUACACUUGAAAUUGGCAUUGUAUAUAUUAAUCAACAAUCAAAAAACGCAUAUUCAAGCUGAGCUAAAUUAAACAGAAAUUCAAGAGAUAUAUAUGGUUGUUAAUAUGUUAGCUAGAUAACUUAAGGAUUUAUUUUAUUUUAUCACAGGCUAUUGGAAGAAUACAUGGGUCAAAAUGUUUGUUCCAAAAAAGAUUGGUGUUUGUAGUGUUCAUUCAUGUACAGUACAUGUAAAAUGGAAAAAGUACUUUCCAUUGUUUAUGCCUUUCAAAGGAAAUCUCUGUAACGUUCAUGCUGAGUUUCUCUCAAUCUAAAGCUCGUUCCAUAGAUUUGCUCGAGUGAAUUGAAGAGACUGCCCCAAUUGCAAAAUGUAGAUCAUUUCUGUUUUCUUUCCUUCUGCAUUAUACGUUCAAUUCCCAAGAGAACAGCCAUGCCAGUAAUACUUCUAACAUAGUGUGUUGGACUUGUGAUUUUUGUGCUAUUUAUUCUUUGUUUCACAAUUGCACUGCUUUGUGUCACUGACCCAUUUGACAUGCAUGGAACCUAUGACAUUUGACGUAAGUGUUUGGACGAAAAGCGUAUAAUGAGGGAGUUCAGGUGCAGUGGAGUGCAGUGAUCCCUAGUGUCACCCUGGAAUGAAGGACAAGUUCUGCUCGAAUACUUCAGGUGUGUAUUCACCAGGAACCAAACGGGAAGGCUUUAACUAAAUGUGUCCAAUAGAAACUCUUGUUUUCAUUGGCAACCGUUUUUCCAUUGCCAAACGUUUUGCAGCAGUUUGCUACGUUGUGCAGUAAUGAAUACACCCCCAGGUGAUAGCUCAAUCUCUUUCAAAAUGGUUUCAUACCUUCUGAAUAUGACCCUGGCUUAGGUUUUCCAUCGCCCUCUGUUCUCCUCAACUGUUCCUCUGUACUGUAAAAGCAAUAUGGGAGCCUAGCGCUCUUCCCGUCCACCUUUAUCAUUUAACCCUUAACCUUUGUCAUUUAUGUGCACUUGUAUCCAUGCCCAGAAUACAUUUUGAUCCAUGCACAAAAAUAAAUGUAUUUUUCUAGAUGUCA
This is a messenger RNA of Salvelinus fontinalis (brook trout), 3768 nucleotides long. RefSeq names its product neuronal acetylcholine receptor subunit alpha-7-like. The record is from RefSeq and is a predicted model, not a curated record. Gene Ontology annotation, cellular component: synapse; neuron projection; postsynaptic membrane. The transcript is spliced from 10 exons. Lineage: Eukaryota; Metazoa; Chordata; Actinopteri; Salmoniformes; Salmonidae. Gene Ontology annotation, biological process: signal transduction; nervous system process; regulation of membrane potential. The coding region runs from base 583 to 2139 and encodes 518 amino acids. Gene Ontology annotation, molecular function: transmembrane signaling receptor activity; acetylcholine-gated monoatomic cation-selective channel activity.